UCUAUUUUUAUUUGCGUACCUUUACCCCAAUGCACGCGCGGCUGCAACUUGGCGUUUUUUCACACGCCAAGUUGCUUUACCCCGGAGGUCUCCGCCGCAGGUGCUUCUUUGCACACGAUCUUCUUCUCCGGCGUUUUUUCCACCAAGACACGGAUCCACCGAACAAGCUCAAGCUCAGGCCCUAUCAAACACCGAUACAGCUCUAUUUCUAUGUCUGAGUAACGCUAUUCGUGGUGCGAGAAGGCUACCAAACAAAUUUUUAUUUAUGCGAUGCGGGAUUGUUACAUGGCUAGAGUUAAUAAUGGUGCGGGCCAAGCCAGCCUCUUCCAAGAAACAAAAACGUGGAGUGGAUUUCAAAAAAAUAAGGCAUAAGAUUGGACGAAAGUUGCCACCGCCAAAGAAUGCGACCAUUGUGCAGAUUAAAUCUAAAGCCAUUGUGCUUCCUCAGCAGAGUAUUGCAUCAGAGAAAGAAGGGCUUGCUGUGAACAAGAAAGGCCUGACACUAAGAGAGCUCCUUCAGCAGACAUCCCACCACAAUGCUAAGAUAAGGAGAGCUGCACUUUUUGGUAUAAAGGACCUCAUUCUAAAGUAUCCAUUGGAGCUUAAACUUCACAAGCAUGCCAUUAUAGAGAUACUUCGUGUACGUAUAUGUGACAAUGACAAGAUGGUCCGUAACACAUUAUAUCACCUCUUAAAAAGUGUCAUAUUUCCUUCAUCAAAAGAGGAUAUAACAGCACCUGUAAUCUCUUUACUAAUGGCUUACAUCUUUAAUGCGAUGACACUUAUGACAGUUGACAUUAGGCUAAUGGCUUUCAAGUUUUUUAAACUUCUUGCCUUGAACUAUCCAUCUUCCUUCAUGUUGUAUGCUGAAAAGGUUCUUGAUAAUUACAUUGAUAUCCUCAGAAACAACCAAAUAUACCUAGUUGAGAAGAACAAGCUCAUCAAUGUUCUUGCUGGGCUUGCUCACUGCCUAUCUUUGAUAGCUAACAAAGGUCAACGUGAUGAUAGAUUGAACAAUCAGAAUCAGGAAAAAUUUCAGCGAAGAGUUUUACAUGCCUACAAGCUAGAGGUACAUGAAGAUCAUGCUGGAAUUGAUUCUUUGUACGUGAAACUUGAAGAACUUGUUCCAGUACUUAUAAAUUGUUUUUUGGAGUCGAUUUCAACAACUUGUACAAUGGAUGUAAUUGAUGCUCGAUCAUUUAAUUGCAUGUUGUCUACACUUAAGUGUAUAUACCUGGCUGUUAAAUUUCUUGGGAUAGAGAAGCUUACCACUUCAGUGUUUGAUGGACGUGAUGUUGGACAGAAAAAUUUUAAUUUAUAUUAUAACAAACUUUGGGAAACAUUUCCUGUCCACCAGCUUUUUCAAUCAGCAGAAAAGGAUGAUGAUAAAUAUAUAAUUCUUGAUAUCAAGAUCGCUGAGAUAUGUUUGUGCCUAACUAAAUGGGUGAAUGGUAUUGAUUUUCUGAGUGACAAGCUUGUUGAGUUCAUCGAGUAUUUGUUGCUGGUUGGCACAAACACAUGGGAAAAAGGGACACAUAUGGAAAACCACAUUGUUUCCCUCUUACCAUUUAUACCAAGACUUCUUUCACAGAUUACUGCCAAUGGGAAGACUAGGCUUCUUGAGGCCUUUACUUGUUCUUUCAAGGAAUGCAGGGUCGAUUCUAGGCUAUUUACAGCAUAUUUGUCUGUAGUUGAAGAAUUAUUGCUUGUUACAAUCAAUACUGGCCUGCAGAUGCAUGCAUCUAGUUAUCAAGAUCAUCUAAGCCAUGAGAUUGCUUGGAUGAGAGAGCUUCCCAGGAUAUUACUGCACCUAUCUGAUGAACAUCCCUCUAACACGAUGGUGGUUUUAAAAGUCCUACUUCGAAUCGGACAAUGUUUUGUGCCAAAUUCACCUCUUGGUUUUGAGUAUGAUGCUCUGCAAUUUCUCUUGCGAGAAUUUUAUGCUAUUAGAUCUCAUUCAGGAUCAAUAAAUUAUGGCCCGUUUCUGAAGCUACCAAAUGAUUGCAAGGAACUUGCCCUUUGUUGCUUAUGCUACUUUUCAUGGCUGACUUCAGAUUUUCUUGAAUCAUUAGCCUAUUGCUGCUUAUGUAAUGAUAUGGAACCACUCAUACUGCUAAGAAUUGUUGAGGUUCUGCAGACAGCAUAUAUGUCUGGUCGUGUGCCUGUUUCUGAGUACAUGAGUUUCUUGGUAACUUUAGUUGCACGCUUUAGAGUAUCUCCUGAAAGGUUUCUUGCCAAAAUUUUUGAGGAAGAUUCAAAUCAGAAAACCUUCAAGUCCAUCACAGAUGCAGUAUUUGAAUGCCUUGAUCAGAUCGGUGACAGUUGCAUUGUCCUGAAGUUGCUUUUCAAGAACAUGUUAAAUGAGAUGUUACUAAAUCCUCCUAUGGACAAUUUCCGUGGUAUGCUCAGAAUGAUCAUUGCACUUGAUGCCAGGCUAACUAAACUUUCAGAUGAGGAUAUCGGCGACUUAAGCAAAAUCCUUUGUCGAUAUAUGGUUGAUACAGCAUCAUCUAUGUCUGAAGAUCCUGAUGUGGCUUGUCGGUUCAGUGGGAUCCCUACAUUUGAUUUUUGUCUGAAGCCCUGCAUUGUUCUGUUGAUUGCAAGCGGCAACGUCUUACCUUCUGUGUUGAAGUUACUCAAUCAGUUCAUUUCAGAAGAUUGUAUAUUGCUUCCUUCUGAAUCUGAUGAUAAAUAUGGAAUGGAUAUCUCGAGUAGAAUAAAUGCAGUGUCACGCAUCCUCAGCUUUAUGUUUAGUCAUAAGAGACUUCACAUAAAUCUUUCAAGAAAUAAAGCACACAUUGAUCAUACUCUUCUGAUCAUGCAUAACUUAUUGGAUUCAAAUAAGCAUAACAUUUCAUAUGAAGAAAGAGGCAGAUUACAGAGUGGUCUUGAUAAAAUGAAGGGUAGCAUAUGUGAUUUGUGGAUAAAAAAUUCAUGAUCCAAUUAAUCUUCAAAGAGUCUGCAAGGGUGUCAGUGUGAGUAUUUACCUUGAAAAAAAAGGAAAAAAAUGCAUAGAUUAGCAAUUUUGUAAUUCUAAAUUUUCUAGUUAAAUCUAUUUUUCUCAUGUUUCCUGUUCAAACUCUUGUGUAAUUUUAUGCUUUUGGUGUUUGAUGUAUGAGCUAUAUUAUUUGAGUCAAGUAUGUCGGUUUCUAGGAAGCAAUUGAUUGAAUAUUUAGAAGAUUUAUCAAUAUUUUAAGUCACA
Messenger RNA from Zingiber officinale, 3202 nucleotides. Its product is annotated as testis-expressed protein 10-like. The record is from RefSeq and is a predicted model, not a curated record. Bases 266 to 2938 code for a protein of 890 amino acids. NCBI's taxonomy places the organism in Eukaryota, Viridiplantae, Streptophyta, Magnoliopsida, Zingiberales, Zingiberaceae. The transcript is spliced from 21 exons. Gene Ontology annotation, cellular component: nucleus.